CGCAUGUCGUCGCAAGGGAGGGAGGGGAAGGCGCCAGGCAGCAUGCUGCUGCUGCUGCUGCUGUCCUGCUCCGCUCCUCCUGCUCCCUUCGUGACCUCAGCAUCUAGUGGACUGAGAUUUGUCUCCUCCUCCUCCUCCCUUCAUCUCCUUCCUGCAGUGUUGAAGCAUACUGGUCGCAUCACCCUAGAGCAAACUUUGAGGCUGCGAGGAGGGGACAGCAACGAUUGCAAUGAGUUUGGCGGGUAUCAAGUGCUGAACAAUGAGAUGAGAGAGAGCUUCGAUACAGUGAUGAAGCGAAGGUUCGUGUUCAUGCAGUCAUUUCUCAUCCAUGGAGGAGUUUCUGGGCUCUUCGAUUACGGACCGAUAGGUUGCUCCAUCAAGAACAACAUCGUCGACGCAUGGAGAAAGUUCUUUGUGGUGAGCGAUGGGAUGCUCGAGGUCGCGUGUCCGUCAAUCACCCCUCAUCGAGUGCUGGAGGCGUCAGGGCAUGUCAAGAGAUUCACAGACCUGAUGGUUAGAGACGAGACGAGCGGAGAAUGUUUCCGAGCGGACAAGCUGAUCGAAGAGUUCUGCGAUGUGGACCUGAUGAAAGAUGCAAAGCAUUCGAAUGAAACCAGACGUGAAAUGAUGAUGAGUUUGAAAGCAAGAGCAGGCAGUAUGACGAUAGAGCAAGUUGAGGAUGCGAUAUCAACUUUCAACAUCACAUCACUCAGCACUGGAGCAAAGCUCUCAAAGCCGUUGCCUUUCAAUCUCAUGUUCAAGAGCACCAUCGGACCCUCGUCUGGGUCGUCUGUCUUCCUUCGACCGGAAACCGCACAGGGAAUCUUCACCAACUUCAAGAGACUUCUUGAGUUCAACGGCGGAAAGCUACCGAUGACUAUUGCUCAGAUCGGAAAAUCAUUUAGAAACGAGAUUGCGCCGAAGCAAGGGCUGCUAAGACAACGUGAGUUUGAAAUGGCUGAGAUCGAGCAUUUCCUUGCCAACGGAGAAACCGGACAUGUCGAGUUCUGCAAGAUGGCAGACGUGGAGGUCUGUCUUUUCUCUAGGACGGCGCAGGAGAGAGGAGAAGCUGAGAGUUGGACUACACUCGGGCAAGCAGUGGAGGAUGGAAUCAUCGUCAACCAGGCUCUGGCCUACUUCCUUGGUAAGACGCAAAAGUUUCUCCGGCAAUGUGGAAUCAAGGCCAUUCGAUUCCGGCAGCACCGGGCAACAGAGAUGGCGCAUUACGCGCAAGACUGCUGGGACGCGGAGGUUCUCUGCUCCUACGGCUGGGUGGAGGUAGUGGGGCAUGCAGAUCGAGCGUGUUUCGACCUCCAGAUGCACUCGGAGGCGACGGACGUGCCGCUCGUGGCGUGGGAGCAGCACCAGGAACCGCGCGAGAGACGAGUCGUGCAGGCCACGAUUGACCGGGCUUUGAUUGGCAAGGCGUUUCGAGCUCGCAGCAAGCUCGUGGUCGAGGCGCUUGAAAAGUUUGCAGAGAAGGAGGGGGAAGAGGCGCUUGCCUUUCAGAAGGGGAAGGAGGAAGGAGCACCAGAAGCGCUCAAGUUGCGAGUAGAAGAGGAGGAGCUCGAAAUCCCAGCUGCAUGCGUUUCCUUCAAAGAGACGAUCGUUCGCGAGCAUGGAGCCUUCUAUUAUCCCCGGGUCGUCGAGCCUUCCUUUGGACUUGACCGUUUGUUCUACUGCUCCCUUGAGCAUGCGUUCUACGUGCGAGGCAACGAUCAUGAGAGAACGGUGCUGGGUCUUCCUGUCUCCAUCGCUCCCUUCCAGUGUUGCAUGCUGGGGCUCUCUUCCAACGAUCAGCUCAUGCCAAUAGUGUACGAGAUACACGAGGAGAUGAGGAAAAUGGGCGUCAAUUGCCGUCUUGAUGACUCUGCUGCGAAUAUCGGCAAGCGAUACGCUCGCAUGGACGAGAUUGGAGUUCCUUUUGCAGUGACGGUCGACUUUCAGUCUUGUCAGGAUGGAACUGUCACGCUACGGGAGCGCGACAGCAUGGAGCAGGUCAGGGUGCCCAAGGAGGAGGUUCCACAGCUUGUCCGCUCGCUGUGUGAGGCUCGAGAGUCUCCCGAUGUCAGCUGGGCGGCAGCUAAGGAGCGGUACCCUAGCGUUUAGAGGGCUCAGCUCAAGUUCAGCUGGGGUAUAUUACAAGUUUGCUCUCC
Molecule: messenger RNA, 2156 nt
Organism: Guillardia theta CCMP2712
Lineage: Eukaryota; Cryptophyceae; Pyrenomonadales; Geminigeraceae
Exons: 18
Coding region: 4-2109 (701 amino acids)
Biological process (GO): mitochondrial glycyl-tRNA aminoacylation
Cellular component (GO): mitochondrion; cytoplasm
Molecular function (GO): glycine-tRNA ligase activity; ATP binding
Source: RefSeq, a predicted model, not a curated record